CCGACGGUGCAGCCCGCAGUCGCGAACCAAUAGCAACCGCAUAGACAUCCGCGAGCGACGGCCAGUCUCUUCUUCUCUCACUCGUCACUCGUCACAUGACCCGCACUACUGUACGGUAGGCCAUAUUUGACAGUGGACACUAGUUUAGCGAAGUGAGCGCGAGUAAAGAUCGCUCCUGGUCGGGAUUGUCGUCGCGUUUCGACCAACCUAUAAAUACUCGUGUAGAAUCCUUGGAUUUACGCUGGUGAAGUCUUGAACAAGAACGUAAAGAUGGCAACGGAAGAAAAUCCUAUUUACGGGCCCUUCUUCGGCGUGAUGGGCGCCGCCUCAGCCAUCAUAUUUUCUGCUCUGGGAGCAGCGUAUGGCACAGCAAAAUCAGGCACAGGAAUUGCAGCAAUGUCUGUCAUGAGGCCAGAACUUAUCAUGAAAUCUAUCAUUCCUGUUGUUAUGGCGGGUAUCAUUGCCAUUUACGGUCUUGUAGUAGCUGUUCUCAUUGCUGGAAGUUUAGAGGAACCCAAAAACUAUUCUCUUUUCAGGGGUUUUAUUCACCUGGGUGCUGGCUUAGCGGUAGGUUUUUCUGGUCUAGCUGCUGGAUUUGCCAUUGGUAUUGUUGGUGAUGCAGGUGUGAGAGGUACCGCUCAACAGCCUCGUCUGUUUGUCGGUAUGAUCUUGAUUCUAAUCUUCGCGGAAGUAUUGGGUCUCUACGGUCUCAUCGUUGCCAUCUACUUGUAUACCAAGUAAACGAAUGUUAAUGGCAGGAAUGCAAGACUCGUCGCCUGCAACCAACAGCGCUCCCCGACUAUUAUAUAUACAUAUAUAUAUAUGUAUAUGUAUAUACAUAUAUAUAUAUAUUACGACUUGUUUCGACAUUUUACUUAAAACACAUUUUUCCAUGCAUACUCACAUCGAGUCAUCCAAGCAUCCUUCUGUAAGUCUGUAUUAAAGUUCAGAUCUAUUAGAGUCCGAGCAUUUAAGAAAUAACAUAAUUCAUAUUACACAAAGCGAAUACAAAAAAACCAUUUGAAAAUACUGCAAGCGUGUUGCAACGAGACGAAACAAAAUGAAAACCACAACACCAACAACAACAGCAAAUCUUAAUUGAACAAAAAAAAACCUGUUAAGUCAAGAGGAAAACGGAAACAUCACAUCAGUCUUGCAGGAAGAGGAUGCGUGUGUACAGAAGAAUCGAAAAAGCGACAGGCGACAGGGAGUUUACACUGAGAAAAAAAAAGACCCCGUUACCCCAUGCCGAACAUUUCUCUUUCACUGUAUAGUAAUCAUUUGUAGCGUAGUUUGACAUUGAAUUAUCAAGUAAGAUAAUCGGCUCUACUGAGUGUAUAAAGGAAAAAAAUGUUAUUGAUAAAAGAAUAUUUAGCACAAUUAUGUAUUAAAAAAUGCAAUUGAAACGGCAGCAUACAGAUAUUGCAAAUAUCCGUCUCCGAAAAACGGAGAGAGAGAGCGCGCGAUACCCGCGCGCGGGGAAUGCAGCAUUGAAACGCGAAGGUUGUACAAAAACUGUAAUUUCACAGUGGAGAACAAAGGGAAAGGAACGAGAAAGAAAACCCAUGGAUAUUGUACAAUCGAAGAAGCUAUAAGACACAAAAUAUAGUAUGUGGGAUAUAAAGUUUUAGAGGGGGAAACAAACAAACAAACAAAAAAAAUAAAUAAGAA
Nomia melanderi (Alkali bee) is the source of this 1671-nucleotide messenger RNA. It is a transcript of the gene Vha16, whose product is annotated as vacuolar H+ ATP synthase 16 kDa proteolipid subunit. Gene Ontology annotation, cellular component: proton-transporting V-type ATPase, V0 domain. NCBI's taxonomy places the organism in Eukaryota, Metazoa, Arthropoda, Insecta, Hymenoptera, Halictidae. Gene Ontology annotation, biological process: proton transmembrane transport. The record is from RefSeq and is a predicted model, not a curated record. Gene Ontology annotation, molecular function: proton-transporting ATPase activity, rotational mechanism.